Molecule: messenger RNA, 1731 nt
Organism: Cornus florida
Lineage: Eukaryota; Viridiplantae; Streptophyta; Magnoliopsida; Cornales; Cornaceae
Product: RING-H2 finger protein ATL7-like
Exons: 3
Coding region: 257-517 (86 amino acids)
Source: RefSeq, a predicted model, not a curated record
UGGGUGAAUUUAAAAAAGCAUGGUUUUGACUGUGGGUCAAUUAACAUUAUUUUAAAUUCUGAUCCAAUUCUUCUUUCCUCACCUCAAAUUCUGAUCUUAGUUAGUAUAUAUUUCUUUCUCAAUUGGUGGUGUAUUUUCUCCUUCUUAUCUAAGCAAUCUUAAAUUCUUGGAUUCUCAUCAUGUGAAAAAUAUAUAAAUUGAUUUUGGGGAGGGAGGGCUGGAGUUGGAGUUUGAAAAGUGUUUUUGGGCGCUGAUAAUGUCUUCUUCACAUCGGCAUCGCGAUUCAGACCCACUAUACCAAUCUUUCAUCUUCUCUGUACCAAUCUUCUUCACUUUCAUCCUUCUCCUCUUCUUCUAUUGCUGCUAUCUUCGCCUACGUCGGAGGCUUGAUUGGUCGUCGCUACGAAUCACAACUCCGUCUAUCUCCAGGUCUGAACUGGGCUUGAAGAAAGAACUGAGAGAGAUGCUACCCAUUAUUGUAUUCAGAGAGAGCUUCUCCGUCAGAGAUUCCCAUUGAUGAUACUCACACACCCACCCUCUCAAGGUGCAGCAAGAGGAGUUGAACCUUAGAUCUGAUGCUUCCAGAUGGAACACCUAUUUAUCGUUGACAAUAGCGAAACAAAGAUGUGGUAAUUUCUGAGCACUGGCUCCCUCGCUUUAAUCAUUUCCCUUCCCUUCCCAUAUAUAUUCCUUGCCUAUGUGUUUAUGCAUAUAUAUUCGGGUACUGUAUGUUAAUCAUAAAUUAGUUGGUUUUGGUUAACAGGAAGCACAAAUUUUAGAAGCAAAAUCGCAUCUCUAGAAGUUAAAAUUAUAGAAUUUUGAUUUGAACUUGAUGCAGAGGAGAUUCAAUUUUCUCAUAUAAAUCUUGCAUUUGUUUCUAGCCAAAUGAAAUGUAGAGUUGCCGCCAAUGACAAACAACCAACAAUGAAGAUAAGCUUGCUUUUCAAAUGGAAGUUGCACCAGUUCAAUAUGACAUUUAGUUUAUUAGGAGGCCAAGACAUUCAAAGAACAAAAAUGUGCAUGGUGCCUUUGAUUGCAAUCCAAAUGAUAAAUGAGAAUUUAGAUAAUAACCAUUCUGCCAUACUUUUACACCACCUGUCAGAUAGAUUACCACCAUUCCACAAGAAUUUCCUGACAAUGCCUUUAAAAUCUCCAAUGACCAUGAAACUAAAACAGCCUACCAACAAAAAAAGGUUUUAUUUUUCCUUUAUUAUUAUUUUUUUAACCUUGACAAGAAACUCACAUACCCAGUUUGCCUUUAUGGGGAUUUGAACCAUCAACCUUCUGUUUUAGAAGGUAGGAAGUACCACUAGACUACAACCUUUGUGGUGCAUUCUUAGUAAUUCUAUCAACCAAAAAAAUUCAAUCAAUGUUCAUCAGGUGAUUCUGGUUGUGACAAGUGGAACCCCAAGAUACUUAAUACUAAGAGUAGAAGCUGAAAAUUUGAAAAUUUUAAAGAAGUUAAGGCCUUGCUUGGAUUGCAUUUUUUAAAACUGUUUUCAACAAUUUUCAGAGAAUGAGAACAGAGAACAGUUUUCAGUUUUUUCAGAUUAUAAACUUGCUUGGUUAAGAGAAUUUACAAAACAGUUUCCGAAAAACAAAAAUUCAUAAAACUACUUGGUUGUAGUUUUCUGAACUAAGAAAAAAAAAAAAAUUUAAUAUUGUACCUCACUCUUUUAUUUAAUACAUUUUAGCUAGCAUUCUUAAUUUAAUAAAUGUUGUACAAAUAUA